UUCACUCAUCACUAACCACUUGACCCGUCGGACUGCUGCAAAUUCCUAAGGGCAUUAUUUACAAGCUUCCGGCGAUAUUAUUUCCCGGCAGCUCCAGGAAACCCUAAUAAUGGCUUCUCCUAUACCACCACCAAGCUCCGCCGCUUCCGGCGGCUUCCAAAACCCUAACAAGUCACUAAGCUUCUUUGCAAACGCAAUGAAGAGAAAAGACAGUUUCAUACAGUUCUUCGCUAUGACUGGAAUCCUUUUAUUGAGCGUUCGAUCACUCGGGCAAAAGUAUCGGAUACAUGAUCUCAUGGAGGAUAAUGCUGCGCUGGAGGAAGAACAACAAGGACUUGUUCAGCGAAUGAAUCAUAUCAGGCAAAGCUUACUUGCUGAAGCUGCUAUUGACCCCACUGGCCGCUUUGCUUCACGCCUUCACCGCCUUUUUGGCAAAGACAGUUGAAGAAUAUGAGUGUGUUGUUCUAGGUAAUUGUUAUAUCCUUACAUUUUUGGUUCAGUGUUAAUGAAACUAGUGGUUUAGGAAUUUAGGAUUUCUUUUUGUAGCCAUGAUCUGUUGAAAUGGAAUGGGCCCGAAUAAGGCGGAAUAGAUAUAGAGCCCGUUUGGCAUAGCUGAUUUGAAGUAGCUGAAAAACAUUAAAUGCUUAAAACACUUUUUAAGUGCUAAAACUGAUUUAAUAAGCAGUUACAUGUUUGGAUAAAAGUGUUGAAACGUAUAAUAAGCAGUUGAAUAUAAGAUUAUUUGUAAAAGAAAAUAAUUGAACCUUCCUAUACUAAAGUAAAAGAUAUGAAUAGGAUAGAAAAUCAGUGUUUCUAUAUUUUAUUUUGUUGUUUGGUCUGUGAAUUUUCUUGUGAAGCACUAAUUAGUGUGAUUUAAUUUCUGUGUCAUUGAAUAGUAGUUUAUGCCUUACCAGAUUCCUUAGACUCUAUGGAUUGUAUAAAGAUGUUUUUUUUUUUUGGAUGUUUUGGUAUAUAAAUAGUACCAUUGUAAAUCAGGACUUUCAUGGAGAUAAGUGAGAUCUGAUGCGAAAUUGUACAUCACUUUGUUCUUUGAAUUUUAUUCUUUUGGGGAGUUUACAAGUGUAUUGAGCAAAAUAAAUUAUAAGAAUGGAAUCAGAAAGUUAGAGACUUGAUUAGGUGGCCUCUGUACAAUUCCAGCACUUCUGAAAGGACAAUUAAGUUAGUUAUGCUUUGUUUUAAUUCAUCUGGGCAUCCUUGCUUAGCUGAUCGUGUUUCAAUCACAAAUUUCUCUUCCUUGAUA
This is a messenger RNA of Nicotiana tabacum (common tobacco), 1261 nucleotides long. The record is from RefSeq and is a predicted model, not a curated record. NCBI's taxonomy places the organism in Eukaryota, Viridiplantae, Streptophyta, Magnoliopsida, Solanales, Solanaceae.